Messenger RNA from Colletes gigas, 2097 nucleotides. RefSeq names its product probable ATP-dependent RNA helicase DDX43. The record is from RefSeq and is a predicted model, not a curated record. The transcript is spliced from 11 exons. NCBI's taxonomy places the organism in Eukaryota, Metazoa, Arthropoda, Insecta, Hymenoptera, Colletidae. Gene Ontology annotation, molecular function: RNA binding; RNA helicase activity; ATP binding. The coding region runs from base 158 to 2086 and encodes 642 amino acids.
GGUCUGGUAACACUGGAUCCUAUUCAAACAUUUGCUAGAAUUGUUCAUUGUUCUUAUUACCCUAGCGGUGAGCCUGGAACUUGUCUCCAUAAAUUCAAUGACUUAAAUUUUGAAGAUCGUUUACAAAAUAUUCCUGAGUGUACUGCCGAGCUUUACAAUGUCAACGCGUGCACGUGUUUCUGAAAGAAUGGACAAUAAUCAACGAAGUUAUGGAAAUUCGUCUUAUUCGUCUGCCAACUACAAUCAAGGCUCAAGAUCCAAUGAUAGAGGAGGAUAUCGAAGGAGUACUUACUCCAGGAGAGGACAAAAUCAAUCAUUUGGUUCUGGUCAUGAUAGUUUUGACGAUAAAUCAGAUAAAUUUAUCAUAAAUAUUGAUAGCGACAAAGUAGGAAAACUAAUUGGUAAAAGUGGAUCUAAUAUUAGAGAGCUUCAAGAUAAAACAAGCACAAGAAUUCAUGUUAAUAGAUCAAGUGGAAAUUCUACUACUGCUGUAACUAUUGUUGGUUCUAAAGAAGCACAGGAACAAGCUAAACAAUUGAUAGAAGAAUUAUUGCAAGAUCCCUCGUAUUUACCGUCAAAGCCAGAAGAAGAGCAAAAAAACAAUGAGAAUGAAUCAGAAAUCGAUUUUUCCACAUUCAAUUGGGCAGAAGCUAAUAAACAAUGCGAUAAUUAUCGAACUCAAAAAUGGUCAAAAUUGGCUCCAAUUAUCAAAAAUUUUUAUAAAGAGCAUCCGUCUGUCACUAAUAUGACAAAAGAAGAAGCAGCUCAUAUUAGGAAGAUAAAUAACAAUGUAGAAGUUAGGUAUAUGUUCGAUGAGCAGGAGAACCGUUCGGAAGAGUAUGAUAUACCUAAUCCUAUUGUAACGUUCGAACAAGCUUUUGAGGCCUAUCCUGAUAUACUGGAAGAAAUAAGAAAACAAGGAUUUACUAAACCCAGUCCGAUACAGUGUCAAGCAUGGCCUGUUCUUCUCAGUGGUAAAGAUCUUAUUGGAAUUGCCCAAACAGGCACAGGAAAGACUCUGGCUUUCUUAUUGCCUGCUUUGAUUCACAUCGAGGGUCAAGAAACACCGCGGUCGGAACGAAAUGGACCCAAUGUACUCGUUAUGGCUCCAACGAGAGAGUUGGCAUUACAAAUUGAGAAAGAAGUGAAUAAAUAUUCUUAUCAUGGUAUAAAAGCAGUAUGUGUGUACGGAGGUGGCAGCCGUAAGGAACAAGUUAAUAUUGUACUGAAAGGAGUAGAAAUAGUUAUCGCGACACCGGGCAGACUAAACGAUCUUGUGGAGGCGAAUAUUUUAAAUGUUUCAUCAGUCACAUAUCUUGUGUUAGACGAAGCUGAUCGCAUGCUCGAUAUGGGUUUUGAACCGCAAAUUAGGAAAACUUUGUUAGACGUAAGGCCAGACAGACAAACUGUUAUGACAAGUGCUACGUGGCCUCAAGGCGUUAGACGUCUUGCUCAAUCGUACAUGAAAAACCCAAUUCAAAUAUUUGUUGGAUCUCUUGAUUUAGCUACCGUGCAUACAGUAGCACAAAAAAUUUACCUUAUUGACGAAGAGGAAAAGACAGAUAUGAUGUAUCAGUUCUUUCGUGAAAUGACUCCAACAGAUAAAGUAAUAGUAUUUUUUGGAAAAAAGUCUAAAGUCGAUGAUAUAGCGAGUGAAUUAGCCUUGCAAGGCGUGAAUUGUCAGAGUAUACACGGAGGAAGGGAACAGUCCGAUAGAGAACAGGCAUUAGAAGAUUUGAAAACUGGAGAAGUUCAAAUACUUCUUGCGACGGACGUUGCCAGUCGAGGAAUCGACAUCGAAGAUGUUACGCAUGUGCUAAAUUAUGAUUUUCCACGGGACAUAGAAGAGUAUGUUCAUCGGGUUGGUCGUACUGGUCGUGCUGGACGUACAGGGGAAAGUAUAGCAUUUAUGACAAGGAAAAAUUGGUCUCUUGCGAGAGAAUUAAUUAGUCUUUUAGAAGAAGCUAAUCAAGAAGUUCCUGUGGAAUUAUAUCAGAUGGCUGAUAGAUACGACGUAUGGAAGGAGAAGCGAGCAAAUGAAAAACAAUCUGAUUACUCUCAUAGAAGGGGUAGCAGAAGAUGGUAGUUAAUAAGAAA